Messenger RNA from Sturnus vulgaris (Common starling), 5552 nucleotides. It is a transcript of the gene WASHC1, whose product is annotated as WASH complex subunit 1. NCBI's taxonomy places the organism in Eukaryota, Metazoa, Chordata, Aves, Passeriformes, Sturnidae. Gene Ontology annotation, cellular component: recycling endosome; WASH complex; early endosome. Gene Ontology annotation, biological process: Arp2/3 complex-mediated actin nucleation; exocytosis; retrograde transport, endosome to Golgi. The record is from RefSeq and is a predicted model, not a curated record. Gene Ontology annotation, molecular function: actin binding; gamma-tubulin binding; alpha-tubulin binding.
UGUGCUGCUUCCUUCUCAGUGCACUGGAGUUUGAGAUAAAGGAAGAGUCAGUCUUACUGAGUGAUGCUCAGUCUUUGCUCUCCUUCAUGGCUUCUGCUGGGAAUAUUUUGAAUUUUCCUUUUUAAAAUAUUCCUUAUUCCUGCAGUCUCUGUUAUGUGAAGCAAUUCUCCUUUUAUUCUAACCCAGUGCUGAGGCCCUUACUCAAAUUGUUGGUAAAACUGGCUUAUUUCUCCAAUUAGUUUGGUCCUAAGAGGUAACAAAUAGCAGCUGUAGCAUGGGAUUUUGCCCAAGUCUAGUCAUUUAGUUGUUGCUGUUUGCCCUCCUCCUUGUUAUAGAUCUCCAACUUGUUCUCUUGCACAGAAAGAAUUGUCUCUUGUAUCUGUCUCUGGCAGUAGUUUCCAGAGUUUGCCAUAUUUCUCCACUGUGGUUUUUUUAGGAAAGGUGAGAUCUGAAGCUCAUUUUAGGAGUCUUCAUUGAGAACCUGUGAAGGUGAUGUUUCCUGACAGACAAACUGUGAACAAGAGCACCCAGGGAUUUUCCUGCCUUGCUCAGUGCUGGGUGCUCCUCUCUUUGCAAGGGACCAGUGGGAUCUGAAGGAGAGUCUGUAGCUUCUUGCUGCAGGGAAAGAAAUGGUUUGGGAGUAGCUAGAGGAGUCCUGCUUCUGACUGGGGGCAUCUGUCAGUCAGCAGCUGAACUGAGCUUGGUUUUAGCAAGGACACCCGGAGAAUUAGGAUUGGUGAGAGUCUGAGAGAUCACAUUAGGGCUGUAUAAUCUCCUCAAUAGGUGAAAAUCUUGGCUUUCUCAGGAUUAUCUUUACACAGGAAUGGUUUUGAUAAUGAAGCAAGCUUCAGAAGUUUCCUUCUUGCCCCUGCUUCCCACUGUGUUUUACGACUGGACAAUUACAGCUGUUUAUCUGGCUGUGGUAAAUUGGGUCAUUGAACUGAUUUGAGUUAAAAAUAGGCAUCCCAAACACCAGCAGCACUGAUGCAAUGGCAGAGUUUUGACCAGUGGCAGGGGGACUAUAAACUCCUUUUGCUGCUGAAGCCAGAGUAACUCAUAACUACAUUCUUGCUAUGUUAUCUGGUCACUUUAUUCUGUGGUGACAGUCAAAUAGUAGAUUUGAAAGGAAAAAUAUUGAAGCUUGAUUGUGGUCAGCAGAUCAAAAUCUGCUGUCUCAAAAUUAGCUGUACUCCUCUCAGAUUAACUUGUAUGCUUUACAGCUAUAAAUAAUAAUUUCCUGUCUGCAGAGUAGGCCCAGUCAAGAAGACUAAUCAGUGUGCAAACAUUGCUGCUAAAGAGUGCAGAUACUGAGUCUGGCUGCCAGUGAUGCAUGAAAUGAAACAGAAUAGGUCUAGGCUUCCCAGACUGGCAACAGAGCCAGCUUUCUAAUGGCUGGGCUUGAUCUUGCAAAUUUGUUAACUGUGGAAAUGCUUCUAUAUGCCCCUACAUCUCAUAUGAUUCAUUACUAAACACCCCCACCAAAAAAACCCCAGAACAAUUCAGCAAACCCCACAUCCCAAAAGAAUACCCUUAAAUAACAGCCACAUCACAUUUACAGAAAGCUUUUCCCACCCUGCUGUGGGAUCAUCUUAAAGGAAAAAUUUGGAGAGGGUGGAUGGUGUUUCUUAAAUACACAGAAAUGGUUGCAGGCAAGCCUAAUCUGUUAUCUCUUUGGUUUGUGAAGCAAGGUAGGGAAUUGAAAGAAUGUGUGAAGACCCCCGUUUUCACAUAUUAAACUGUUUUUUUAUGCUGUGACUAUCUCUUCAGGCUCCUGAUUUAUGGGUUGUAUUUAUGUUAUUCUCAGCCUGCACUGCUCUUGAGCCAGGAAUGCAGGUUGCACACAGCACUGCUCUCUGAACUGGCUGCUGCUGACUUUAAACUACCACAGAGGGAAUGUGGAUAUCUCUGUUUCUGAUACCUUGAUUUUUCAUCCUGCUUUGUUUUUCCUCUCCUCAGCUUAAUGAAUAUUUUUUUAUACAGAUGUAUGGAGCUUUGUGUGAUGAAACUCUGUAAUGAACACCUGUAAACUAUGUGGUUUUUACAGCCUGAAUGAGAAGAGAUACAGACAAAACAAGAAUGAAGGGAGUUGUGUAGGCCUAGCAGUAGAGAUUGGAUUAGGAAACAGUAUGGAUACUCUACUCUGUUCAUUCUUCAGAAUGUCCUAACAGUAACGUAUUUGUGAGUUUGCAAUUUCUAAUGUGCUCAGAGAAACGGAUUUUUUUUCUCUUUAUGUUCUUCCAAGUCACAGGAACUUUUUUGUUAUUUUUGUGAGUAAAGACAUGGGAGGCAAACCUUUUGGGAAUUGCUGAGGGAGAUGUGAGCAAGGCUCAGGAUGAAAACAUGGGUGAUGGGUGAGCUUCUCCUCGCUGAGCUAUAGAGCAGUGGUACUGGCCCAGCUGCUUCCAAAAGUGUGCAUACAGCUCUGGUGGGUGGCACACAACUGAAACAUUCUGGUGACUUGUUGGGCUUGAGAUGAGAAAGGAUUCUAAAAUAAUGAGGCUUCUUUCAAGAUAGUUACUAAGGCAAUAUCCAGUCACCAGAAGCAACAGACAGCUCCUGGGAAUCUCAGAAUGGAAGAACUCUCAUUAACCUACUUGGAGCAAGGGGUUGUGUGCCCAUGAAUGCCUUGUAAUUUCAUGACUUCUGUUCUUGAAAGGGCUUGAUGGUGUGUUUCUUGGAGCAGAAGUGUAAAAUGAAAUACUGCCUUUUGCUAAUAGGGUUGGGUGACCUGAAAUAUAUCCAAGUGGAAUAUGAGGAAAGGCAGGAGGAGACAGGGUGAUUUCUGAUGAGUCUUGUUGCCACUCUGACUGACUUUACUUCUUAUUCUGGUCUUUGUUUCCAGCACAAUACUGAACAUAGAUUUGUUAAGUAGAAUGCUAAAAUAAAAUUAUGAUUUCCAAGAGCAUUCAGAUAAGUAAGAGAUUCCCACCUCACUGUAGCUGCCUUGAAUGUAUUGAAAAUCCAAUAUGUCAGCCUUCCUACUUGUGCCUUUCUCCUCAGCUCACCAAUUUUGUUGCAAAUGCUUUCUUAAAAUAAUUAGUGGAGCAGAAAGUAGAAGUCCCUGAAUAACUACUGUGAUGAAAUGGCAGUGUGUUUACUGUAAUGACCUGUUUGUUCUUUCCCUUAGGCACAAUGGCCACGGUGGCCCAGAAGCACUUUCUGGAAGGGCAGACAUACUCAGUGCCCUUGAUCCAGCCAGACCUGCGCAGGGAGGAGGCUGUGCAGCAGGUGGCAGAUGCACUUCAGUAUCUGCAGAAGGUGUCAGGUGAUAUCUUCAACAGGAUCUCUCAGCGGGUGGAGGCCAGCCGGGCACAGCUCCAGGCAAUUGGGGAGAGAGUCACACUCGCCCAGGCGAAGAUUGAGAAGAUAAAGGGCAGCAAGAAGGCAAUUAAGGUAUUUUCCAGUGCCAAGUACCCGGCCCCUGAACGGCUGCAGGAGUACAGUUCCAUUUUUGCUGGUGCAGAAGACCCAGCUAAACAGAAAUGGCCGAGACACAAGAUUCAGAGCAAACACCGAAUGCUGGAUGAAAAAGCUCUGCAGGAAAAGCUCAAGUAUUUCCCUGUGUGUGUGAGCACCAAAAUUCACCAGGAGGAUGAUGCAGAAGAAGGCCUUGGCAGCCUUCCCAGGAACAUCAGCUCCCUCAGCUCCCUGCUACUCUUCAAUACCACCGAGAACCUGUACAAGAAGUAUGUGUUCCUGGAUCCUCUGGCUGGAGCAGUGACCAAGACCCAUGUGGCUCUGGAAACAGAGACAGAAGAGAAGCUCUUUGAUGCACCCCUCUCCAUCACCAAAAGGGGACAGCUGGACCGACAGGUUGCUGAAAAUUACUUCUACGUGCCAGAUCUGGGCCAGGUCCCUGAGAUUGAUGUGCCCUCCUACCUGCCAGACCUGCCUGGCAUUGCUGCAGAUCUCAUGUACAGCGCUGACCUGGGCCCUGGCAUUGCACCCUCUGCCCCCAGCAGUGCUAUUCCAGAGCUGCCCACUUUCAACACCGAGUCAGUGGAGCCUUUGCAACCAGAUCUUCAAGGUGCUGAGCUAUUGCCACCUCCUCCCCCUCCACCUCCUCCACCACCUCCUGUUAUGCCAACCCCGGUGCCUCCUCCACCACCUCUGCCCCAGCCCACAGCACCCUCGGAACCAGCUCGGACAGUGAGCGAGGAGAGCAGCAACACAGUGCCUGCAGCUUCAGUCCAGGGAGCCCCAAAGGAGGUGGUGAACCCCUCUACUGGGCGUGCCAGUCUCCUGGAGUCCAUCCGCCAGGCCGGGGGCAUUGGGAAGGCCAACCUUCGUAGUGUCAAGGAGAGAAAGCUGGAGAAAAAGAAGCAGAAGGAACAAGAACAAGUGAGAGUUACGGGACAAGGUGGAGAUUUGAUGUCAGACCUCUUCAACAAGCUGGUGCUGAGGCGCAAAGGUAUUUCAGGGAAAGGACCAGGAGCCUCUGGGAACAAUGAUGCUCCUGGCAGUCCUGCUGGUGCCUUUGCUCGUAUGUCGGACUCAAUACCACCCCUCCCACCCCCACAGCAGCCUGGAGGUGAGGAGGAUGAAGAUGACUGGGAGUCAUAGAUAAGAUCCAUUGAGUAUUAGUGUGAAACUGUUGCUGUCUGAAAAAUUUCCAUGAAGUUGAAGGAAAGGUCUUUACUGCCUUCACUUUGGUAAAAGUGGGAUUAUUAAGAAUGUGUAAAGGGAGAGCCCAGCUGUUCAGCCAUCCAGCCCAGCAUCACUAGCCACAGGCUGGAGGGCACCAGCUGCUAGAAGCAGGUGCUCCCCUCUCUGAAGGCAGAGCUUGUGCAGACAAUGGGUUUGGACCUACUCAAGGGCCAGGUUACUCACAAUGGAGGUUUCUCAGAGGCAGCUGUUUCUUUCCCUGUGGGGCUAAUUAACAUACAGGGAGCAGGUAACAGCUCUGUGCCAUAAGUACUUUCUUCCUUGUGAAGAGCCCAGAGAGGUAGCAUCCAACUGCUGGAACUGGAAAAGAAGCAAAGCUCCUGGGAUGAGACUUGCUCAGGAUGACAGGAGGUACCUGGAACAGCUGAGAGAUUAUGUGGCUGUUCCUGGUGCUAUUGCUGCCCUCCAGCACUGACCCAUAACCCAGGAAAAGUUAAAUUUUAAAAGUUACUGUGAAUUCAUAAACUUAGGGGUUAAAAACAGCAGAGCAAUCCUGUGCUUAAGCAUGAUCAAAGGAGUGGUGCUGUAUUGUGGACGUAUCUUUAUUCCCCUUGAAAGAAUGAGCUGCUGCAAUUUAAUGACUGCUUGAAGCAAGGCAGAAAGAGGGUCAGAAGAAGUGUUACCCACAGCUGCUCCAUUAUCACUCUGUAUUAUUCCAGUAUGACAUAAAUUAGUGGCCUGCUAGUUUACAAUUCCUGUGAAAAGCUCAGUGAUGGCAUUGGUCAGUCAGGCCUCCUACACUUGGUGGUUGAUGGGAAAAAAACAUGUGUUCAGUCAAAAUAAUUACUCCCCAUACUUAAGUGUACUUAAAUAAUACUUGCCAUACUUCAGUGUUUUUACUGAAAAUAUUUAAUCAAUUUAAAUAAAACCUUAACAGCUGUAAACAA